GAUGGUUUGAAUGGAAUUGGAAUAGCACGUUGCAUUCUCGGGUUAAUGGUUUCGGAGAGAGUUUGCAGUAUCUUUCUUUGGCAUUCCCCAGUAUUACAAAAGCAACAAGGAACUAGCGAACAGAACUUGACCAGAAGAGGUGAAUCGAUAAAGAGAAUACAAGACUUUAGAAGAAGACGUGGCUUGGAAUAUGAGGAGGAGAUUCAGCAGAAAGAUUUCCUCCAGCACCAUCAAAAAGUUGGAUGCUUUUUCAAAAGUCGCUGAUGUCUGCGUUGAAACCUCCAUCACUGGCGGAGCAGUUUCUCUGCUCACAUUCGCACUGAUAUCUGCACUAACUGUGGGAGAGUACUGUUAUUACCGCAACACCUGGAUUAGCUACAGCUACCAAGUGGACACAGAUACGUCCAGCAAGCUACAGGUAAAUAUCGACAUUACAGUGGCCAUGAAGUGUGACUAUAUAGGAGCAGACAUCACUGAGCAACUGGAUAGGCACGUCCAUGGGUUGGAGGAUUUUCAAUACGAACCUACCAACUUUGAGCUCUCAGCUAAGGACAGGGCCUGGCAGAGGAAGAUGAAGGAUAUUAAUCGACAGCUGCAGAUGGAACACAACCUCCUGGAUUCCCUCAUAAAGUCAUCGUUCAACUGGACGGCUCCAGCAGAGGGUCCAAAAGAUGUUGACUCGAUCGACCCACCGAAUGCAUGCAGAAUUCACGGAUCGACUGAGGUCAGCAAAGUAUCAGGAAACUUCCACAUUCUGGCUGGAAGGUCACAUCAGCUACCUGUAGGCCACGCACACGUGCUCUCAGUGAAGAAUCCCGAAGUGUAUAACUUUUCCCAUCGGAUCAACCACUUCUCCUUCGGAAUGCCAAGCCCUGGAUUGAUCCAUCCACUAGAUGGCAGUGAGAAGAUAACAGACUCAAGACUGUACAUGUUCCGUUAUUUCCUGAUAGUCGUGCCAACUGAGAUAAACACCUACAAGUUCUCCACAAGCACCUACCAAUACUCUGUCUCAGAGCAGGAGAAGAUGAUGGCAGGGAUGGGAAGGAAGGACGAGAUGCCGGGUAUCCUGGUGAAAUACGAUAUCAGCUGCCUUAAGAUCUUGAUCUCUGAGGAAGGAAUGUCCACCUACCAGCUUCUCAUUCGCAUCUGUGGUGUAGCUGGGGGGAUAUUUUCCACUGCAGGGCUUCUACACAGAAUCUGUGCAUUUAUUAUUAAGCUUCUUUGCUGCCAGUGUAAAUCCAGACAACAGUCACAAAGACACGAAUGAAAUUACUUCAGUCAAAGAACACCGACACUAUAACCAUGAUCUUUCAGUUAUUGUAUUUGAAAAUACAAAUUGGGGAAAUAAUUUUGAAUGGUCUGCAAGAGGAGCAGGUUAAAUGAACAGGCUAU
Mobula hypostoma (lesser devil ray) is the source of this 1392-nucleotide messenger RNA. RefSeq names its product endoplasmic reticulum-Golgi intermediate compartment protein 2-like. The transcript is spliced from 13 exons. Gene Ontology annotation, biological process: endoplasmic reticulum to Golgi vesicle-mediated transport; retrograde vesicle-mediated transport, Golgi to endoplasmic reticulum. Gene Ontology annotation, cellular component: membrane; endoplasmic reticulum; COPII-coated ER to Golgi transport vesicle. The coding region runs from base 191 to 1267 and encodes 358 amino acids. The record is from RefSeq and is a predicted model, not a curated record. Lineage: Eukaryota; Metazoa; Chordata; Chondrichthyes; Myliobatiformes; Myliobatidae.